GCGACUUUUCAAUCUCACCGAUGACACCGUCUCGUCUCCCGCCGACGUUCAGGUCGCUGUACCGUCUGCUGCUCAGGACGGCAUCCGCAGCCGUGCUGCACCAGCCCACGUCGGCGCGCGCAUUGCGUCGUCUGUACAGGGCGCCGUUCGAGGAGGCCGCCUCCGUCCUACGGCGCCCAUCGCCGCCCUCCGACGCGGACGCAGCAUGGAUGCGGACAUUCGAGGCUCGCAUGGACAACACGCUCUCGCUGCUCUACUCCUCCGCGCGCUCGCACGGACUCGGUCACCAGCUCACGCGUAAUCUGACCGUGCUCUCCCGCCUCGAGCACCACCGCGCGGUGCAGAACAGGCGCGCGGCGAUCGCGCUCCUCCCGCGUUGGAACCCCCGCCUCGCGCCUAACAGUCUGGAGUACACACCGCACCCGCCGCCGCGGGACAAGCGGACGGAGAACAAGGAGGCGAAGCGGGCACGGCAUCGGCUGAUGGACGACGAGGUGUGGAGUGCCUUUGGAGAGGCCGUCCGACUCGCGGAGGGCAGGGCGGGCGUCAUUCUGGGCCGGGUGCCGCCGCUGACUAGGGGGAGGAGGCCUGUGUACGACGAGGCACGGUAGCCAAGGGGCGUUCUCCUCUAUGCGAGGGACGUACUCCGAGGUGUAGUCCGUGUUUCGCAGCAGCUUCGCCUGCCUCUCGCAACGCGCUUAGGAAGGGGAGACUGGACCGAAACAAUCUGGCAGACUCUGCCCCGCGCGAACAUCGGCUCCACAAAGAAGACAAACCCGAAGUCGAGCGGAAGCUCUGAGCCAAAACCCGAAUCCGACUGCUCCUUUGGCGUAUUGUCGGUGCUGGCGGGAGGAAUGGAGCAUUCUUUGUUCUUGCCUCGGCCUGAGCCUGGCUUCUUGUUCAAUGCAUCGUCGGUACUGGAGGAUUCGUUUCCCUCGGUGAGAUGGCACUCGAUCUCGCGCCGUCACCCCACCAGUUCCCUUGCUUCACGACCUUGUAUUCUCAAGUGAAUCUUAUUCGUCUU
This is a messenger RNA of Punctularia strigosozonata HHB-11173 SS5, 1024 nucleotides long. RefSeq lists its product as uncharacterized. The transcript is spliced from 2 exons. The coding region runs from base 21 to 611 and encodes 196 amino acids. The record is from RefSeq and is a predicted model, not a curated record. Lineage: Eukaryota; Fungi; Basidiomycota; Agaricomycetes; Corticiales; Punctulariaceae.